AAGAGCUAUUGAACUGGUGGUGUCUCCAUGUUGUGCUUAGCUCAGCCACCUCUGCACACAGAGAGCGAAUUCGAUGUACGUGCGUUAUGCUAUUCCAGCAGCUGGCCAUUAUUAUUCCAACGCACAUAGGCUGUAGCUCUUUACUGAUGGGGUCCUGAUGUUUAUGGACAGGCUUUCUGAAUAGAGAGCUCCAUCCUAUACCUUUUCCUUUCCCUGAGCCAGACGAGCGCAGCAAGAGGUGCCAUGCGGGUGAGUUUCUGCCAGGGCCUUCUGACUGGAGCCAUCGUUCUGAACCUGCUCAUCCUCUACUAUGUGUCCCGAGCCCAGCAGCAGAUGAUGGAGAAACGCCGGGACCCAGGAAGGGGCUCCAGGAAGGCUGCUUUACCUGCGUCCGGGCUGGGGGGCGGCAUGGGGAGCCUGGUGGGGGUUGGCGGGGGGAUGGUUGGCCCUGGAGGUGUCGGGGGAGAGGGGAACAGUCGUGGCCCCCGUGUGACUGUCCUCCUACGGGAGUUUGAGGACUUUGAGAACUACGUCGGUGAUGUGGCACGCUCCUUCCUGCACCAGAGACCUGAGCUGCCCUUCUUGGCUGUGUCUGACACCCCGCCCUAUCCCCCUCUGUCUCUCCCCGAGGGGGYCCGUCUCCUGGUGCUCUCCCCCAGCCCCGAGCAGCCUCCACAGGCCCACCGGCCAGAGUUCCAUGUCCAGACCGAGUUUGUGCUGCUGGUGCCUGACGGGGUGGAGCUGGAGCAGGGCCGGGCUGUGGAGAGGCUGAUCCGGGAGCUGGAGGGGGAAGGUGGGGGGCCCGUGAGGCUGGUGGCGGCCCCCGUGUUGGCACGCUCGGCCGUCCAGUGCCUGCACCUGCGGGUCAGUCUGAGAGAGUGGACAGCCACCUACACCCCAGCGGCGUCUGGGAGCAGUGGUAGCGUGUGUACAGCCCUUCAGGGGGACGCGGUGGUCCUCAUCCGCUCCGAGGACCUCUUCAACCUGUCUGUCCCACUGGGGAGGCCCCUGCUGCCUUCGCUCUUCAUCCAGACCUCCCUGCAUGGCUGGAAGGUCAAGCUCCUGGAGAGCCCCUGCUUCUCCGCCAGCCACCGGCCUCUCUUCAGCUCAGCMCACAACCAGUGGAAGGCAGACAGCCAUCUGAAGGAGGCCACUAGCCGGCUGAUGAGGAACUUUGGGCUGAAGCGUCUCCUACUGGCUGAUGGGAAGGAGCAGUGGCACGGCUGUGGGAAGGAGACGGAGCGUUGCUUCGGUACGGUCCGGGACGACACCCCUGAGUACCUGUACCUGGAUCGCUGGACCCCUCCAUGCUGCCUCCGCGCACUACGUGAGACCACCAAGUAUGUGAUCAACAUUCUGGAGAGCUCCGGGGUGCGCUACUGGCUGGAAGGAGGCUCCCUGCUGGGGGCGGCCCGCCACCAGGACAUCAUCCCCUGGGACUAUGACGUGGACCUGGGCAUCUACCUGGAGGACGUGCCCAACUGUGACUACCUGAAGAACCUGGACUCUGGUUCUCUGGUGGACGCUAACGGCUAUGUGUGGGAGCGGGCAGUGGAGGGGGACUUCUAUAGGGUGCAAUACAGCGAGGCUAACCACCUCCACGUGGACCUGUGGCCCUUCUACCCGCGGAACGGCGUCAUGACCAAAGACACGUGGAUGGAGCACAAGCAGGAUGUGGAGUUCCCCGAGCACUUCCUGCAGCCGCUGGUGCCAAUGCCGUUCGCCGGCGUCACCGCCUACAGCCCGAACAACCACCGCGCCUUCCUGGAGCUCAAGUUCGGGGAGGGGGUCAUCGAGAACCCCCAGUACCCCAACCCUGCCAAGAAGAGGCUGGACAGGAGCCGGCUGUGAGGGAGGGGUGUGGCUGGGACCUUUGCAGUUUUCAUGUGGCCCACCAAAAGRACAAAACGAUUCUAGCCACAACCCAAAACAUAUUGGUAGCAAUCCGUGAUUGGGUCACAAGUGGGUAUCCUUUGGGAAUAACUGUCCUUAAGGAUGCCAAAUGCACUGAUCAAUUAAAACUCCCUGAAGGGAAGUGGUUAUUAAGAGAGAACAGACACUACAGCCACACUGAUGCAAUGACACAAGUUUUAUUGUAUUUACUGCCUGCCUUUAUUAUCUGUCUUUAACACGAUAUCCUCAUCAUGGGUGAAGCAACGGACUGCAUGUUACGUCAUGAUGCGUGACUGACUGACCUCUGUCAGAAUGUGUCUGUCACUACUACCGAGACUGUAGAACAGAGCCUGUAUUCAUAAAGCGUCUCAGAGUAGGAGUGCUGAUCUAGGAUCAGGUCCCCGUCAUCCAUGUAAUCUUAUUCUUUAUGAUCGAAAAAGGCAAAACCGAUCCUAGAUCAGCACUUUAUGGAGCACAAGGGGACUGCUGCUGAUCUACAUGACAGGUCAACUGAAGACUCCUUGCAGAGGUCCAUUAUUCUGUAUAAGCUGUAAAUUAAGUAUAGAGACAGAGUAUUUAUACAUUCAAAACGGUAUUCUGUUGCACAUCAUUUUCCGGUACAUAAAUGACCAGGUAUUUAGUAAGAAAUUCUAUGGUAAAAUGGUAAUUACACAGAAAUUAUAUAUUUAUUUUCAAGAUUUUUUGAUCCAUUGGGUACAAGGUGGUUACGAAUUGUUUUGAAAUCUUUGAUGUAGUACCAUAAAGUAUUAGUUGUUAUUACCACAGUUUUCUAGUAAUUAUCAGGUGAUCAUCAAAGUGCUACCAGAUAUCCAACGGCAUAUACACCACAAUAUCAGCUGCUGUUAAGCAAUAUCUGACACAAUCAGUGUUGAUAGCUGUGUUAUUAUUGAUAUUAGGAAUAUACAUGUGUUGGUCAAUUCUGUCCUGAAGCUAAAGAUGUACUCCAUGAAAUAUAUGUGUGGAUUUGUUGCACUGAUUCACUUUCUUCUUUGCAAUUGGUUUACUUMAUGUUCAGGGUACAACAUGUAUGACCUUUUGAACUGUCAACUGAUGCCACUGGGUAGGCCUUGGCAUGUUCCAUCAGCAUGACGAUUUUGGCUGUCCAUUUCCCAGUGGUAAAAUGAGGAGCUUUCUCUUCAACUCUGACUUGGAUAUUCAUGUCAUGAUGAAAGCUCCAUCAGUCCAUUCACGUGCAUUCAAAUCCCAGGUAUGAAUUAUAAAAAACGGAACUAUCCAAUAUACUAAAUGAAAUGUGUGUGUCAUCUGUUGAGUGUUGCUGUCACAUUUGUGUCCUGCCUUGACUGGAAUGUAUAAAGUUAUCUGAAUUGCGAGUGAAAGACUGAUAUCUGAUAGGUGCCACUUGUUUGCGCUUGAACUAUCGUUUUACAAGUGGGGGAAAAUGCACAAAAGAACUCUUGCUGUCAAUGUGUGUCACUCCAUUUCAUGUACUGAAGAAGAAAAAAAGAAUUAUAACACUA
Salvelinus sp. IW2-2015 is the source of this 3392-nucleotide messenger RNA. Its product is annotated as ribitol 5-phosphate transferase FKRP. Gene Ontology annotation, cellular component: Golgi apparatus. The record is from RefSeq and is a predicted model, not a curated record. Gene Ontology annotation, biological process: protein O-linked glycosylation via mannose. Lineage: Eukaryota; Metazoa; Chordata; Actinopteri; Salmoniformes; Salmonidae.